CACAUCGCCCAGGUAUUCCGCUCGAGCUUUCAAACUCAGAGGGCGUCCAGGACCGACAGUGACCACUGCUACUAUGCCCGUUUUUAAUUGAGAAAUUAUUUUAAAACGAAACCUGUCGAUAGCUGUGGAUGAAUAAGUGAAAACUUACGGCAAGUGUGACAAAUAAAGCCACUGUACAGAAUGGCUUCAAUUGGGGAAUUCGACCCUCUUCAUUCAACCGUUCCGGCAACUAAGAUUGAAGUUACAGUCUCGUGCAGGAAUCUUUUGGACAUGGACACAUUCUCCAAAUCAGAUCCCGUGGUCGUGCUGUAUGUCCAAGGCAUCGGGACCAAAGAAUGGAGAGAGUUUGGCAGAACGGAGGUGAUAGAUAACACGUUGAAUCCAGACUUUGUCCGAAAGUUUGUUCUUGACUUCUUCUUUGAGGAGAAACAGAAUCUUCGCUUCGAUGUGUACAAUGUGGAUACAAGAAGUUCAAAUAUUUCAAAACAUAAGGACUUCUUGGGUCAGACGUUCUGCACGCUGGGAGAGAUCAUCGGUUCUGCGGGUGGACGGGCGGAGAGAACACUGUCUGGGAUUCCAGGAAAGAAGUGUGGCAGCAUCAUAUUCGCGGCCGAAGAACUCAGCAACUGCAGGGACAUUGCUACUAUGCAAUUUUGUGCCAAUAAGCUGGACAAGAAAGACUUCUUUGGCAAGUCGGAUCCUUUCCUGGUAUUUUACCGCAGCAACGAAGAUGGCACGUUCACCAUCUGCCAUAAAACAGAAGUGAUCAAGAACACCCUGAACCCCGUGUGGCAGCAGUUUACCAUCCCUGUGCGCGCUCUGUGCAACGGGGACUACGACAGAACCGUCAAGGUGGAUGUGUUCGACUGGGAUAGAGAUGGAAGUCACGACUUCAUCGGCGAGUUCACCACCAGUUACAGGGAGAUCUCCCGAGGACAGAGCCAGUUCAACGUUUAUGAGGUGCUGAAUCCAAAGAAGAAAGGCAAGAAGAAGAAGUAUGUGAACUCCGGCACGGUGACACUGCUGUCCUUCAAAGUGGAGUCGGAGUACACAUUUGUGGACUACAUCCGGGGAGGAACUCAGCUCAAUUUCACGGUUGCCAUUGACUUCACUGCAUCCAAUGGUAACCCGUCGCAGCCCACCUCGCUGCACUACAUGAGCCCCUACCAGAUGAACAUGUAUGCCAUGGCACUGAAGGCGGUGGGCGAGAUCAUCCAGGACUACGACAGCGACAAGCUCUUCCCCGCCUACGGCUUCGGGGCCAAGCUGCCCCCGGACGGCAAGAUCUCCCACGCCUUCCCUCUGAACUCCAGUACUGAGGACCCCAACUGCGUGGGCAUCGAGGGUGUGCUGGAGGCCUACUUCCAGAGCCUGAGGACUGUACAGCUUUAUGGACCCACCAACUUUGCACCCGUCAUCAACCAGGUCGCAGGGCUGGCGGAGGAAGUGACGGACGGCUCCCAGUACUUCGUGCUGCUGAUGAUCACGGACGGGGUGAUCUCGGACAUGGUGCAGACCAAGGAGGCCGUUGUGAAUGCUGCCUCUUUGCCCAUGUCAAUCAUCAUAGUUGGAGUCGGACCAGCUGAAUUUGAUGCUAUGGAGGAGCUGGACGGUGAUGAGGUAAGGGUAUCCUCCAAGGGCCGAUUCGCAGAGCGAGACAUCGUCCAGUUUGUGCCGUUCCGCGACUACAUCGACCGGUCGGGCAACCAAGUGCUGAGCAUGGCGCGGCUGGCCAAGGACGUGCUGGCCGAGAUCCCGGACCAGCUGCUGUCCUUCAUGAAGAGCCGGGGCAUCGAGCCCAGACCCGCCCUGCCCAACAGCACCAACAACCAGGCCCUCAACAUGCGCAUCUGA
Molecule: messenger RNA, 1854 nt
Organism: Engraulis encrasicolus (European anchovy)
Lineage: Eukaryota; Metazoa; Chordata; Actinopteri; Clupeiformes; Engraulidae
Product: copine-9-like
Exons: 21
Coding region: 181-1854 (557 amino acids)
Biological process (GO): cellular response to calcium ion
Cellular component (GO): plasma membrane
Molecular function (GO): calcium-dependent phospholipid binding
Source: RefSeq, a predicted model, not a curated record